AUGGCGAUUCUUCUCGCCGAUCUGGCUUGUGAGAUUCAGCUUCUAGUCUUCCAACACUUGUAUACGAUAGACGAUACGCAUCAUCUUGAACGCACUUGCAAGAAAUCCAAUGCCGUCUUCGAGGCAAAUAGAUAUAUCAUUUUCCAGUCGAUCAUUCUUCAGUCCCCCGUCUACAUUUCCGACAUUAAGCUAUGUCACUUUAUCGAUGCCAUACAGGACUUUGUUGCGAAGCACCCGGACCCGCUACAAGUAAUAGCAAAUCCUGACUCUCAUGUCAAAUGUCGCCCCAAGAUGGACAAGCUGGCAGAUCUUUUAUCUGUCCGCCAAACCCGCCGUUUUGUCUCCGUCUGCAUGGUAGAUGACAUUCUUGCCCGAUGGAGUGGCUUGCGCUUGUUGGUCGAUAUCUGUUUUGAAUUCGAUGGCAAAUGGCCAACCAAUCCAUUCGAGAGGAACCCCGUCAAAAAGAUGGUUACUGCUGCUCGUUCCUCCGCCAGUGGAGGACUAUCAGUCUGCAGUCCUUCCGCAGAAUGGGUGGCGCGCCUCUAUAAGGCGAUCGUAGGCGUCUGGCUUCGUCAGGCAAUUCUCAACUUUGGCAAUAUAAUGCACUGGGAGUCUGCCAUUGCAUUAAAUGUCUUUCGUGAGACUGACGUGCUACCUCUUCCGGGCUGCUCAAUUCGGGACAUGGCAGAUCUUGUCAAAGCCUGGAACAUUCUCUUCGUUCGCCUUCGAAAACCACCGUUUCAACUGGGUCAUCCCUCGGUCAUCCGUAGUGUUACGCAAGACGACAUACCUGGCAUCAUCACCAUUCUGCGGCCUCCAGAUAUAGCCAAUCUUCUCAUCCUGAGCAUGGACGUCUCGGUACCAUUUCCGCCUGAUGAUACCGUUUUUCUUGCCAACUGCGGGGUUUCGGAAUUCUCAUCAGGAGGCAUAUGGUUUUCGAGAAUCCAUCACACAGAAGCUCCGGAAGAGGACGGCAGCUACUUAGAGAAUAGCCUAACGCCGAUUUGUGAAGGGCUUCGCAAGGCAUUGUGGGUAAUGUUCGACUUGACACGAUUAGGUCGUUCAUCAUUUGGAAAGGAGCGCCAGCGUGACCCACCCUUUUCACACCACGCCUUGUCUAUACAAAUGGAGACUUGGGUGGCGAAAGUGAAAAGUCCAGACGACCUUUUCGCCAGGUAUCUAACGAAUGAUCAAGUUGUGGAAGACAUUAUUGGUAAGGUAUUCUUGAGAGAGCUCCUACGGCGAGAUCUUGAUCCACAGGUCCCCUUCUCCACGCGUACUGCUAUAGAUUGGUAUUAUAAGUUCGCUAGCCUCUUCCGGUGGGUCGCAAGGAGAGAUUUUGCAGACGCAGAUGUCGAGGAAAUCCUGGAAAUCCUGGACUCCCUGGAUGAGGUGACUAUGGAUGCUAUUGACACUUCCGACGAGCUCUGGAGCAGAUCGGCUGAAUGGUACAAUACAUAUCACUGA
Molecule: messenger RNA, 1467 nt
Organism: Endocarpon pusillum Z07020
Lineage: Eukaryota; Fungi; Ascomycota; Eurotiomycetes; Verrucariales; Verrucariaceae
Exons: 2
Coding region: 1-1467 (488 amino acids)
Source: RefSeq, a predicted model, not a curated record